AUGCCUACAUGUGUACCGCUUACAAACAGUUCACAAGAAUUUGAAUUGAGCACAUCAAAAGCACCAACUCAACAAUCCAUCACCAUCAAACUUAGCGUAGAUGAAAUACUGAAUAAGUAUGUUGGGGAAUAUGGAGUUUGGCAAUGGAGUAUUGUGCUGCUAAUAGUUUUAAGUUCCCCUCUAAUGGUGACGUUACCUGUAUUUGUUAAUGCAGUACCUGACCACCGUUGUCGGAUGGAAGAUCCUAUGGAAGAAAUAUUCAAAGACUACAAUUUAAGUUUUGAAGAAGCGGCUGCGUUUGUGGGUCCAUGGGAAGGUGAAGUUCCUGUAUCAAUGAUGGGUUGUAGAAGAUUUGCAUUGGACUGGAGCAAUUCAACCCUCAUCGAAAAUCUAUUUUUGAAUAAGUCGGUAGCUUCAUCUAUCGAUCGCAAAUCACUGAAAACCGAAGAGUGUGCCAAUGGUUACAUAUAUAGAAGUAGAGAGUUCCAAUAUCCCAGUACUGUGGUAGCAGAGUUUAACUUGGUUUGUGGUAAUAUUAUGCUUUCGCUUCUUGGAACAUCUCUUUUCAUAGUUGGAAUGUCGUUUGGAUUUAUUUUCGGUGGUUAUUUUGGUGACAAAUUCGGUAGACGAAAUGGUGCAAUUGUAUUCUCCUUCAUUGAAUUAUUAGCAGGGGUUGGUGUUUCAUUAGCCCCUAAUCAUCAUAUCUAUCACCUGAUGAGAACAAUUGUUGGGUUUUCUAGUACAGGAAAAGCCGUCGUCCUACGACUGCUACCAAUUGAGCUAACUAAUGCCAAAUAUCGAUCUUAUUUUACGUCGUUCAUUGUUUUGGGAGUUAUAUUUGGACAUCGUGUUACAAUGACUGGAAUAGCUUAUUUGGUACAAGAUUGGCGUUUUCUCAAUGCCCUGUCAAUGCUACCAUGUCUCACAUGUUUCAUGUACUUUUGUCUUUUACCUGAAUCACCACGAUGGCUAUUAUCUCAGUAUCGUGUUGAAGAAGCCAUCAAAAUAUUGAGAAGAGGGUGUCGUAUUAAUCAUAUUUUGAAGAAAGAUAAAUCAAAAUUAUCACAAUUCGACAAUUUCUUGAAAAAUUUAAAUAAGAAAGAAUCUCAUAUUGGAAAAUCAUAUGUCCAUCGUGAACCUAUAAGUAUUUCUGAACGAUUUAUUAAUUUACUUAAAUCAACCAAGAAAAGUAUUUGUUGUGGACAAAUGAAUAAAACACUCAUAAUAUGUGUUCUAAUAUUUAUGCUGCAUUCACUUGCCUUUCUGGGUAUCACAUUAUUUAGUAAGUACAUUAAUUAUAAUAUUUAUAUAGUAACUCUUAUCAAUGCAUUAACUGGUAUUCCAGGACCAAUUACUGCAAGUGUGGUUUAUAGAUGUUAUAAGUAUAGACGAUUUCCAUUAAUGUGCACGUAUAUAAUUUCUGCUAUAUUAUUAUGUAUUGGUGGUGUUUAUACAUUAUUAUGGAAACCACUGACUGAUAAUGUAUUGAAUAUAUGCUGUAAUGGUGCUCUUAUUACGUAUUCUGCUUCAACGAUUAUGUUAUCGAUUUAUAGUGCUGAAUUAUUCCCAUCAUAUAUGCGUUCAAGUGCUGUAGGUAUAUCAAAUGGUUUAGGUAGAAUUGGUGGGAUCAUUUCAACAUUUGUAAAUCAUACAGAUUUUACUUUUGAACAUGGUACGCCUGUAUUGAUUUAUUCCGGUUCAGCAAUAUUUCAAGUUUUCUUAUUAUACUUUUUACCUGAUACAAGUGGCGAAGAUCUUGAUGUCGACAAAGGCUUAGAAUCUACAACUGAUAAUCAUGUUCAUCAAAAUGAAUCUAAUACAAGUAUUGAUGCAGCAAGAGAAGAGUGUGUAAACAAUUUGAAUACAUUAGAAGACCGAAUAAAAUCGUCACCAACAACUGUAACUCAUCUCUAG
Messenger RNA from Schistosoma rodhaini, 1914 nucleotides. The record is from the annotation of a GenBank genome assembly. Lineage: Eukaryota; Metazoa; Platyhelminthes; Trematoda; Strigeidida; Schistosomatidae.